This is a messenger RNA of Oncorhynchus gorbuscha (pink salmon), 1686 nucleotides long. RefSeq names its product protein PELPK1-like. Lineage: Eukaryota; Metazoa; Chordata; Actinopteri; Salmoniformes; Salmonidae. The record is from RefSeq and is a predicted model, not a curated record.
AUGUGUGCUGAGAGUCGGCCAGAGGUGCCUAAGCCAGAGGUGCCUAAGCCAGAGGUGCCUAAGCCAGAGGUGCCUAAACCAGAGGUGCCUAAGCCAGAGGUGCCUAAGCCAGAGGUGCCUAAGCCAGAGGUGCCUAAGCCAGAGGUGCCUAAACCAGAGGUGCCUAAGCCAGAGGUGCCUAAGCCAGAGGUGCCUAAGCCAGAGGUGCCUAAGCCAGAGGUGCCUAAGCCAGAGGUGCCUAAACCAGAGGUGCCUAAGCCAGAGGUGCCUACCAAGGUGCCUAAACCAGAGGUGCCUAAGCCAGAGGUGCCUAAACCAGAGGUGCCUAACCAGAAACCAGAGGUGCCUAAACCAGAGGUGCCUAAACCAGAGGUGCCUAAGCCAGAGGUGCCUAAGCCAGAGGUGCCUAAGCCAGAGGUGCCUAAGCCAGAGGUGCCUAAACCAGAGGUGCCUAAGCCAGAGGUGCCUAAACCAGAGGUGCCUAAGCCAGAGGUGCCUAAGCCAGAGGUGCCAGAGCCAGAGGUGCCUAAGCCAGAGGUGCCUAAGCCAGAGGUGCCUAAGCCAGAGGUGCCUAAGCCAGAGGUGCCGAAGCCAGAGGUGCCUAAGCCAGAGGUGCCUAAACCAGAGGUGCCUAAGCCAGAGGUGCCUAAGCCAGAGGUGCCUAAGCCAGAGGUGCCUAAACCAGAGGUGCCUAAGCCAGAGGUGCCUAAGCCAGAGGUGCCUAAACCAGAGGUGCCUAAGCCAGAGGUGCCUAAACCAGAGGUGCCUAAACCAGAGGUGCCUAAGCCAGAGGUGCCUAAGCCAGAGGUGCUUAAACCAGAGGUGCCUAAGCCAGAGGUGCCUAAGCCAGAGGUGCCUAAGCCAGAGGUGCCUAAACCAGAGGUGCCUAAGCCAGAGGUGCCUAAGCCAGAGGUGCCUAAACCAGAGGUGCCUAAGCCAGAGGUGCCUAAGCCAGAGGUGCCUAAACCAGAGGUGCCUAAGCCAGAGGUGCCUAAGCCAGAGGUGCCUAAGCCAGAGGUGCCUAAACCAGAGGUGCCUAAACCAGAGGUGCCUAAGCCAGAGGUGCCUAAGCCAGAGGUGCCUAAGCCAGAGGUGCCUAAACCAGAGGUGCCUAAGCCAGAGGUGCCUAAGCCAGAGGUGCCUAAGCCAGAGGUGCCUAAACCAGAGGUGCCUAAGCCAGAGGUGCCUAAGCCAGAGGUGCCUAAGCCAGAGGUGCCUAAACCAGAGGUGCCUAAGCCAGAGGUGCCUAAGCCAGAGGUGCCUAAGCCAGAGGUGCCUAAACCAGAGGUGCCUAAGCCAGAGGUGCCUAAGCCAGAGGUGCCUAAACCAGAGGUGCCUAAGCCAGAGGUGCCUAAACCAGAGGUGCCUAAGCCAGAGGUGCCUAAACCAGAGGUGCCUAAACCAGAGGUGCCUAAGCCAGAGGUGCCUAAGCCAGAGGUGCCUAAGCCAGAGGUGCCUAAGCCAGAGGUGCCGAAGCCAGAGGUGCCUAAGCCAGAGGUGCCUAAGCCAGAGGUGCCGAAGCCAGAGGUGCCUAAGCCAGAGGUGCCUAAGCCAGAGGUGCCUAAGCCAGAGGUGCCGAAGCCAGCCCGUCGGCCUGUCACGCCCUGUCACGCCCUAGCUGACUUGAGAGGUUUCUUGCCCCGGUUGGCUCGGAAGGCGCCCAUCACACGUAAGACCUCGGCCUGA